UCCCCUCAAAACCCCAUCAACCCAUUUCCCAUUUUCCCCAAUUUCCUUCUCCAUCUCAUUUCUUUUCCCUCCACAAUGAAAGAGUAUUGGACUUCUCUGGCUUCAUUGUUAGGCGUUUUGGCCUUUUUUCAGAGCCUUUUCCAAGUCAUAUUCCCACCCGAACUCCGUUUUGCUUCUCUGAAAUUCCUCAACCAUGUCUUCAACCUCUUCUCCUCCUACUGCUACUUUGACAUCACUGAAAUCGAUGGUGUCAACACCAACGAGCUCUACAACGCCGUCCAGCUCUACCUUAGCUCCUCUGUUUCCAUCACCGGCAGCCGGCUCAGCCUCACUCGCGCUCUCAAUUCUAGCGCCAUCACCUUCGGCCUCUCCAACAAUGACUCCAUCGUCGAUACCUUCAAUGGUGAGAUGGUGUUGUGGGAGCACGUAGUCACUCAACGGCAAGCCCAGACCUUCUCCUGGCGGCCAUUGCCUGAUGAGAAAAGGGGGUUCACUCUUCGGGUCAGGAAGAAGAACAAAUCCCUGGUUCUUGAUUCUUACCUCAAUUACAUAAUGGAAAAGGCCAAUGAAAUCCGACGGAAGAAUCAGGACAGGCUUUUAUAUACGAAUUCCCGCGGCGGAUCUCUGGAUUCGAGGGGACAUCCGUGGGAGUCGGUGCCGUUUAAGCAUCCGAGUACAUUCGAUACAUUAGCCAUGGAUCCUGUGAGGAAAAAGGAAAUCAUGGAUGAUCUCAAGGACUUCGCAAAUGGGCAAUUGUUUUACCAGAAGACCGGAAGGGCCUGGAAGAGAGGUUACCUCCUGUACGGACCUCCAGGAACUGGAAAAUCCAGCAUGAUUGCUGCCAUGGCUAAUUACUUGAGUUAUGACAUCUACGAUCUUGAGUUAACGGAGGUGCAUAACAAUUCCGAGCUGAGGAAGUUAUUGAUGAAAACAACCUCGAAAUCCAUAAUCGUGAUUGAGGAUAUUGAUUGUUCCAUCAAUUUGACGAACAGGAAGAACAACAACAAUCAGAGCAUCAAAAAUUACUACGACCUCGACAUGAGAUGUGGGUCUGGCUCUGUUUGCGGUGAAGACAUAGGGAACUCCAUAACUCUUUCCGGGCUGCUGAAUUUCACGGACGGAUUGUGGUCUUGCUGCGGAAGCGAGAGGAUUUUCGUGUUCACUACGAACCACAUUGAGAAGCUGGACUCUGCAUUGCUAAGAAGUGGUCGGAUGGAUAUGCACGUCUACAUGAGCUACUGUUCCUACCCUGCAUUGAUGAUCCUCCUGAAGAAUUACCUGGGGUACGGUGAGACUGACUUGGGUGAUGCUGUCUUGAAGGAACUCGAGGAGGUUGUUGUGAAGGCGGAGAUGACUCCGGCGGAUGUCAGUGAGGUUCUGAUCAAGAACAGGAGGGAUAAGGAGAAAGCUGUGAGGGAAUUGUUGGAGGCAUUGAAGAUUAAAGCAGAGGAGAAUUUGAAGAAGCAAAAGAAUGCUAAUGAGGUGGAAGAGGAGGAGCAGGAGAAGAGAGCUUUGGAGAGUCCAAAAGAAGGGUGUGAAUUGGAGGAGGAAGAUUGUCGUCAAGGAAAGGAAAUGGGAGGAAAGAAAAAUUGUUAGGAAGUCAGUUCAUAUUAGAUUACUCACUAUGUCUGGUAAAUCUAUCUUAAUCUUAUUGACUAGUUUAAUGAUGAAAUUAAUCUUGUAUGGUGCA
Rubroshorea leprosula is the source of this 1690-nucleotide messenger RNA. Lineage: Eukaryota; Viridiplantae; Streptophyta; Magnoliopsida; Malvales; Dipterocarpaceae. The record is from the annotation of a GenBank genome assembly.